Raphanus sativus (radish) is the source of this 510-nucleotide messenger RNA. Its product is annotated as polyadenylate-binding protein, cytoplasmic and nuclear. NCBI's taxonomy places the organism in Eukaryota, Viridiplantae, Streptophyta, Magnoliopsida, Brassicales, Brassicaceae. The transcript has a single exon. The record is from RefSeq and is a predicted model, not a curated record. Gene Ontology annotation, molecular function: RNA binding. Bases 17 to 439 code for a protein of 140 amino acids.
UGAGAAUCUUUACCCAAUGGUGGAGCAAUUUGAGCCAGAGUCAGCAGCAAAGAUCACAGGAAUGCUUCUUGAAAUGGACCAAACCAAAGUUCUUCACUUCCUUGAAUCCUUAGCUGCUCUCGAAUCCAAAGUCGCAGAGGCAAUGGAGAUCCUGAGGAUUGUAAAAGAGCAGCAGCAACAAUAUAGAGGUGGGUCUGAAUCUGCGAGUGACUCAAAACCCUCUCUAAGCACUGACUCAAGACCCUCUCUAAGUUCAAGUUUUAUAAGCCCAAAGCUCAAGUCUCUAGCGUGUGAACAGAGGUGGGUCUGCAUCUGCGAGUGGCUCAAAACCCUCUUUAAGCUCAAGUUUUAUAAGCCCAAAGCCCAAGUCACUAGCGCGUGUGAACAGUCGACUAUCGAUUGGCGAGAGGUCGGUCAUGUUGCUGACCUACAGAUUUGAUUCCUUAGAAGAAGUCGGGGAAUGAUGUGGUUUCAGGAACAAGUCUCAAUAUCUGUGGUUGAUAGUGCUAA